This is a messenger RNA of Fomitiporia mediterranea MF3/22, 369 nucleotides long. RefSeq lists its product as uncharacterized. The coding region runs from base 1 to 369 and encodes 122 amino acids. The record is from RefSeq and is a predicted model, not a curated record. NCBI's taxonomy places the organism in Eukaryota, Fungi, Basidiomycota, Agaricomycetes, Hymenochaetales, Hymenochaetaceae. The transcript has a single exon.
AUGCCAGGACCAUUUGAUGAUGGUCGGUGGAAAGGAAGCGGGAGGCCAUCGUCUGUGCUGUGGCCCUCGUUGUGCCAGCAAUGGGCAUGCCUUUGCCUCGCGCAUGCGGAUCCGUUCUCAUCCGUCCAUAAAUGGAAAUUCCUCUUUUACUGUAAUCCAUCUGUUGCCUACCAGUACCACUGCCACUAUAAUACUGCCUUGAAGCUCCUCGCAUACUUCGCUUGCCGUCAGUAUUUACCGCCCCCUCGUGAGCCUCGAACCUCUCCUCGAAUAUUGCAAGAAGGCAUAGAAGUGAAUCUCUUGCGAACGAGGGUACCGUACGACGAUCCUCCGUUUGGACCAUUUCUAGAAAUCGACCUGCGCUUGUGA